Perca fluviatilis (European perch) is the source of this 912-nucleotide messenger RNA. It is a transcript of the gene thyn1, whose product is annotated as thymocyte nuclear protein 1. NCBI's taxonomy places the organism in Eukaryota, Metazoa, Chordata, Actinopteri, Perciformes, Percidae. The transcript is spliced from 8 exons. The coding region runs from base 143 to 799 and encodes 218 amino acids. The record is from RefSeq and is a predicted model, not a curated record. Gene Ontology annotation, cellular component: nucleus.
CAAUUAAAUCAAGUGCACCAAUAAGUUUGUUGACGUCACGUGUUGUUGGUUUUUUUCCCCCCGCGGGUUUAGUUAGAUGGCUGACCACUUUGGAGCUCUCCUAAUACGUCCAUGCUUUGGAGCACUUCUUAGACCGUGAGAGAUGCCACCAAAGACGAGGGCCAGAGUGAGUAAAAGAGCAGCAAACUCAGAUGAUGAUGGUGAAAAGGUUGGCAGUAAGAGGAAAGCGGCAGCUUCUGUUGAGUCUGGGAAAAGUGAGGAGAGCUCCGAACCGCCACAGUACUGCCGCUGGCUGAUGAAGUCUGAGCCCGAGAGCCGCUUUGAAAAUGGGAUCGACGUGAAGUUCGGGAUCGAGGAUCUGAAGGCGUUGCCUGAUCAGACUGGCUGCUGGGACGGCGUCCGCAAUUAUCAGGCGCGCAAUUUUAUGAGGCAGAUGAAAAACGAGCAGUUGGCUUUCUUUUACCACAGCAACUGCAAGGAACCUGGGAUAGCCGGAGUCAUGAAAAUUGUGAAGGAAGCUUAUGUGGAUCACACUCAGUUUGACAAGAAAGAUGUCCAUUUUGAUGCAAACAGUAAACCAGACAACCCCAAAUGGAGCAUGGUAGAUGUCCAGUAUCAAAGAAUGCUGAAGCGUUUUCUUCCUCUGUCUGAGCUGAAAAAGUACCACCUGCAGCACCGAGCCAAAGGAGGGCCUCUGAAGGACAUGGCGCUUUUUACAAGAGCCAGGCUCUCCGUGCAACCCCUAACCACCGAGGAGUUUGACUUUGUCCUGAGUUUGGAGGAUGAGGAGCCUCUGUGAGGGUUUGGACCAGAUGAUGCUUUGUGACACAGUGGACGCAGUGGCAUCAUUCACAGCACUGUAGUGUUUUCUUCUUGUUCAUGAAUAUGAUUAAAUGUGUUUUUGUAAAAUAA